Messenger RNA from Mustela lutreola (European mink), 7763 nucleotides. RefSeq names its product SRY-box transcription factor 5 (gene SOX5). Gene Ontology annotation, cellular component: nucleus. The transcript has 20 exons. The record is from RefSeq and is a predicted model, not a curated record. The coding region runs from base 800 to 3061 and encodes 753 amino acids. Gene Ontology annotation, biological process: positive regulation of chondrocyte differentiation; regulation of transcription by RNA polymerase II; cell fate commitment. Lineage: Eukaryota; Metazoa; Chordata; Mammalia; Carnivora; Mustelidae. Gene Ontology annotation, molecular function: DNA-binding transcription factor activity, RNA polymerase II-specific; RNA polymerase II cis-regulatory region sequence-specific DNA binding.
CCCGCGCCCGCCCCCGCCGCACCCCCCGGGGCGGGCGCCGGGCCGCUGUGACCGCCGGCUGGUGCGCUGCCCUCGCCUCCCCCAUUGUUCCUACUGUCUUUUUGCCUUUUGUUAUUUGCACUCGCAUUGUGUUGUUUGUCUCUGAAGCCGCCUCAUGACCAGCAAAGGGAUUUCACCUCGUCCUUGAGAGCCACACGGGGAGCGAGAGCGAGCGAGCGAGAGCCGGGGGGGAGAGGGACACGCGCGCGCGCACACACACAGACACACACACACAGAUACACACACACACACACAUACACACACAGAGUGAAAAAGGCGAGCCACCAAAACCCAUCUCCAGUCUCCUCCCGGGGGCCCCCAGCCCGCCACUGUGCCACUUUGCAUCCCACGCCAGAGGAGACAUUAAGGAGACCCGGUAAGGCUUUUUAAUCAGGCCGCAGUGUACAGACAUACUUCAAGAGGAUCCUUAGAAGUCUUGGACAAGCUUACCCUUAUGUGGCAGGUGCUGUGCUGGACACUGGUGACCCAAAGAUGAUGACAAAUAUGUUCCUGUCCAUAAGGAGCUAGCGAUCCACUGGGCACUCCUCUUGCUGAUGACACAAUUCCUCUGUGAAUCCGUUUACAAGAUUCUGAAAGCUGAACAGAGAAUUUUGGCACUGCACUGGGUAGGAAAAAGCCUUGCAAGAAAUAGAUAACAUCAAGGACAUCAGGAGAGGGAGAGAUUGGACUGGGAGACUCAGCAGGUAAGCUCCCUGGAAAUCUGGAGUCAUUUUUACUCACUACGUUCGACAAGAGAGCAAUGAAGAUGUCUUCCAAGCGACCAGCCUCUCCGUAUGGGGAAGCAGAUGGAGAGGUAGCCAUGGUGACAAGCAGACAGAAAGUGGAAGAAGAGGAGGGUGACGGGCUCCCAGCCUUUCACCUUCCCUUGCAUGUGAGUUUUCCCAACAAGCCUCACUCUGAGGAAUUUCAGCCAGUUUCUCUGCUGACGCAAGAGACUUGUGGCCAUAGGACUCCCACUUCUCAGCACAAUACAAUGGAAGUUGAUGGCAAUAAAGUUAUGUCUUCAUUUGCCCCACACAACUCAUCUACCUCACCUCAGAAGGCAGAAGAAGGUGGGAGGCAGAGUGGUGAGUCCUUGUCAAGCACGGCCCUAGGAACUCCCGAACGGCGCAAAGGCAGCUUAGCUGACGUUGUUGACACCUUGAAGCAGAGGAAAAUGGAAGAGCUCAUCAAAAAUGAGCCAGAAGAAACCCCCAGUAUUGAAAAGCUACUCUCAAAGGACUGGAAAGACAAACUUCUUGCAAUGGGAUCAGGGAACUUUGGUGAAAUAAAAGGGACUCCCGAAAGCCUAGCUGAGAAGGAGAGGCAGCUCAUGGGUAUGAUCAAUCAGCUGACCAGUCUGCGGGAGCAGCUACUGGCUGCCCACGAUGAGCAGAAGAAAUUAGCUGCUUCUCAGAUUGAGAAACAGCGACAGCAAAUGGAGUUGGCCAAACAGCAACAAGAACAGAUUGCAAGACAACAGCAGCAGCUUCUUCAGCAACAACACAAAAUCAAUUUGCUUCAGCAACAGAUCCAGCAGGUUCAAGGUCAACUGCCGCCAUUAAUGAUUCCCGUGUUCCCUCCUGAUCAACGGACUCUGGCUGCAGCUGCCCAGCAAGGAUUCCUCCUUCCUCCAGGCUUCAGCUAUAAGGCUGGAUGCAGUGACCCUUACCCUGUUCAGCUGAUCCCUACGACCAUGGCAGCUGCUGCCGCAGCAACACCAGGCUUAGGCCCGCUCCAACUGCAGCAGCUGUAUGCUGCCCAGCUCGCUGCCAUGCAGGUAUCUCCAGGAGGAAAGCUCCCAGGCAUACCCCAAGGCAACCUCGGUGCUGCUGUAUCUCCUACCAGCAUUCACACAGACAAGAGCACAAACAGCCCACCACCCAAAAGCAAGGAUGAAGUGGCACAGCCACUGAACCUAUCAGCUAAACCCAAGACCUCUGAUGGCAAAUCACCCACAUCACCCACCUCUCCCCAUAUGCCAGCUCUGAGAAUAAACAGUGGGGCAGGCCCCCUCAAAGCCUCUGUCCCAGCAGCAUUAGCUAGUCCUUCAGCCAGAGUUAGCACAAUAGGUUAUUUAAAUGACCAUGAUGCUGUCACCAAGGCAAUCCAAGAGGCUCGGCAGAUGAAGGAGCAGCUUCGGCGGGAACAACAGGUGCUUGAUGGGAAGGUGGCCGUUGUGAAUAAUUUAGGUCUCAGUAACUGCCGGACAGAAAAGGAAAAAACAACACUGGAGAGUCUGACUCAGCAACUGGCAGUUAAACAGAACGAAGAAGGAAAAUUUAGCCAUGCCAUGAUGGAUUUCAAUAUGAGUGGAGAUUCUGAUGGAAGUGCUGGAGUCUCAGAAUCAAGAAUUUACAGAGAAUCCAGAGGCCGUGGUAGCAAUGAACCCCACAUAAAACGUCCAAUGAACGCCUUCAUGGUGUGGGCUAAAGAUGAACGAAGGAAAAUCCUUCAAGCCUUUCCCGACAUGCACAACUCCAACAUCAGCAAGAUAUUGGGAUCUCGCUGGAAAGCUAUGACGAACCUAGAGAAACAGCCAUAUUACGAGGAGCAAGCCCGUCUCAGCAAGCAGCACCUGGAGAAGUACCCCGACUACAAAUACAAGCCGCGGCCCAAGCGCACCUGCCUCGUGGACGGCAAGAAGCUGCGCAUCGGCGAGUACAAGGCGAUCAUGCGGAACAGGCGGCAGGAGAUGCGGCAGUACUUCAAUGUCGGGCAACAAGCACAGAUCCCCAUCGCCACCGCUGGUGUUGUGUACCCUGGAGCCAUCGCCAUGGCGGGAAUGCCCUCCCCUCACCUGCCCUCAGAGCACUCAAGCGUGUCCAGCAGCCCAGAGCCCGGGAUGCCUGUUAUCCAGAGCACUUAUGGCGUGAAAGGAGAGGAGCCACAUAUCAAAGAAGAGAUACAGGCCGAGGACAUCAACGGAGAAAUUUAUGAUGAGUUCGAUGAGGAAGAAGAUGACCCAGAUGUAGAUUAUGGGAGUGACAGUGAAAACCAUAUUGCAGGACAAGCCAACUGAUAAGGGUCAAAAGAUUGUUGUGACCUUAGGACUUAAAGAAGCCCUAGCUGGUUCAUCCUUACCAGUGGCCAAGCACAUUAACUUUCUCAUACACUGACUGUUACUUUAACUGUUAGUCUUAAAUAGUUGGGACAUCAGCUGACUAAUAGACCUCAGCCUCAAAAGGCUUGGAAAGGAAAAAAAAAAAAAUACAAGCAAACAACAAUAUCAACAACAAGAGAUUGAAAUAAGCUAUGGGUAAAAUAAUGCCAGUAAUUCAGCUGCUACAUCCAAGCACUGAAGUCUUACCCGUCAACUUUUUUUUUUUUUAAUAAACUUUAUGGCUGUUUGUUCUACAAUGUUCUAGAAAUUCUCACUCAGGUACACAGUGCCAACAAGUGGCUUGUGAAUGUGUUUUGUUGUUUUGUGCUACAAUUUUUAAAAAAAAUAAGUUUUGUUUUGUUUUUUGGGGUUUCUGGGUUUUUUCCUUUUCUUUUUCUUUCCUUUCUUUCUUUUUUUUUUUUUUUUUUGUAAUGCACCUGACAGAAAAAAGAAAGAUGAAUUUCUCUUUACUUCUCUCCAUCUUCUCCAUCUCUAUACUUUAAAGAUGGAAGUCUGUGCAUGGGGGGGAAGAGGGAAAAAGAGCCUGUUUUUAACUUCCUUGCUAUCCACCACAAAAUAAGCAAUUAUUUUCUUUAGAGGACUUUCUUUAUCUAUUGCACACCACACUACAUCUUUGAGCAAGUGCCAAAUUUGUACUGAAGUGUUGACCCAGUUCCUUUUUUUUUUCCUUUCCUUUUUCCUGUUCCUUCUUAAGUUAGGACAGUGUUAUAUCUUAGACAAUCCCUUGAAAAACCUGAAAUACCAGCAGCUGGUGAGAUUUGACUUUUUUUUUUUCUUAAAUGGAAACUGUAGGUGCUGUUCUCAGGUGAAAAGAGAGAGAGAGAGAGAGAGACAUAAGAAAUUUAGAGAAAAAAAUAUUUUCUGAUCUUGGAUUUUUGUGUGUAUGUAUGUGUGUGAUUAUGGUACUAAUAGGGAUAACAUUGAACCAUUGUGAGUUAAACCCACAUCUGGGGAUGAAAUCCCACAUCCUCCUAAGUGACUGGUCUGGAAGCAACCUUGACCUUGACUUUGCACUUCAAAUGACAACCAAGAUAGGGCUCAGAAAUUAUAUUUUUAAAUUUCUAAUAUGAUUAUUAUUGGAUGGAUCAGGCGGCCCUGUGUAAUCGAGGUGUGCAUGUAUAACAUGGAAGCUACUAGCAAACUGUUCCCAGAUGUCCCUUCUUCCUGGUCAGUUGGUUCCACUAAUGUUUGCGACUUAAUGAUUUCUGUUUGUUUUUCCUAUUGAUAACAUUGAGCAAAGCAAUCCUUGUUUUCCUUGACUGUAUUUGGCCGUUUUCCAGAAACACAGAAUUAGCUUAUUUCUUCAACAUUCCAUCCUUUCCUGAUCAGGAAAUGGAACUGAUGAUUUUGUAAGGUAUUUUUCAUCUCUCCAUGAAAUGAGGCGGAGGCCAUUUGCAUUUCACAAUUGUGGGCCAUGUGCAUCCCAUCCCGUAAAAACCAGGAUUUGGUUAAAAGUCAGAGCAGCCUGACAGAAACAGAGCCUGGCUGAACCCAGUGAUCCUUGCCACCACUUUCCCUUGCCGUAAGACGAAUCCACAGAAGUCCAGUUUUUGGUUCCAGCCGAGGAUGUGCGUACAGCAACAACUCAUGGUGACAGAACUGCUUGUUUAGAUUUCGCCAGCCACACGCCUAGGCAGUUACAGGGCUUAUACAAAUAAAUGCAAAAUCACUUCAAGUCCAUUGCAUUAUUGGUACGGAAGCAUCAGUUCCGUACUCCAGCCGGGAGCUUGGAGGUGCUAUGGUUUUCACUCCAGUUCUCAUUUUCCUAUCCCACCCCUCAAACCUGACCCCAAAGUUUGAUUUUUACACAUAAAUAAGAAAAACAAAUCCUUUUUAUUUUUCUCUCUCUCAAAAGACUUGCUCUGGGGUUUUGCUUGGAGGAGCUGAUCAUAUCCUGCAUGUCAGAGAUUUUGUUUUGUUUUUCUGUUUGUUUUUGAUGACUGUAUUUUCAUUUGAACUGCCUCUUUUUGCUAGUGUUGUAAUGAUGAUGAUGAUAAAAUAAUAAUAAUAAUAAUAGUAAUAAUAAUAAUAAUGGUCAGCUGUUCCCAGAUUAGUAAGUUAUGUAUAAUUUAUUUCUCCCUCUCUAUUUUAUUCUCCUCUGAUUUGGAAGUGCAGCCAAUAAGCUGUUAGAUAUUUAAAACAAAUUUCCAUCUUCCAACUCAUAUAAAUAUAUAUAUAUAUAUUUAUACACACAUACACACACACACACACACACACACACACACGUUCACCCACACAAUUUUACUUCUCCUUCAGUAAGUUUUCUCCUUUUUAAAAAUUUGGCCCCAACAAUGUCAAGUUCUGGUGUCUCAUACAAAGGAGUGAAUAGGAGGGUCGUGUUCAAUCUUAAUUAACUUAUGCUCUCAUCACUCAUUUAGUUAUUUAAUUGCCACAGUCAUCUAGAGCCAAUUCUUUUUUUGUUUUUGUUUGUUGUUUUUAAGCACUCUGGAUAAGGAAAAAAAUAGACACUCGUUUUAUAUUGUUAUUAUGUACAAUGUGAAAACAGAUUUUUAAAAAUUUGUUCUUCGUCUUUGUUAACAAAUUCUGACUUAUGUGGGUUCACCUCUCACGUUUGCUGGAUACUUAUUUUACACCACGUUAUAAAGAUGCUUUGUUUUCAUUUCAUGACUUUGGGCUACAAGAAUACUUUGUUUUAGCUCCAGGUAGAGGCCACUGAGGGCAAUCACGGCUGAAACCAAUUCUAACGCACUUAGCAGUGAAUUGACAAAACACUUCUGUUUGGUCUUUUUUUGUUUGUUCUUUAUUUUGUUUUAUUUGAAGGGGAAAACGAAAUUGUUAAUGGUGACCUUUAACUGCUGAAAUUCAGAAGUUAAUUUUAUUUAGUUAGGUUGAUGUCAGAGAGGUUGCACCGUGGACGGACGGAAACGGGAAGUCCAGAGCCCCGAGUUCUGUCCUCUUGUGUCCUGACAUAGAAUUCACUGGGUAUUGUAAUUUCUUUGCCUUAGUUUUCCCCAAAAGAAAACAGACAAACCAAUUAUAUUGAUGUUUGAAGUGCUUUCAAGUCAUUUGAUAAAAGGUGCUAUGAAUAGCAAUUUAUUGUGUUAACACGUUGCCUUUUUGGCAUUCGAUUGGUUUAUCAUUUUUGUAAAGGAUCCUAAAACCUUGUAUUCUUUCUCUGUGCCCCAUGGUGAUCAAAAAAGCGAAGGUAGAGGAAAUCAGAAUAAGAUCAAUCUGAAAUGAAGAUAACAUUUCCCUCCUCGAUCCUUUCCUACCUCUCAUUCACAAAUCCCCACUCCCUUCUUUCUCUCUCUCCCUUUCUCUCUCACGUGCACGCAAACAUACACACACAUACACGCACACAGGCACACACUCAUUCCAGCCUGAACUCUCAUUUUAUUGCUAUUAUAAUAAAUUCCUCCAAAAAUAGCCAUGUUUUAAUAUGAAUCUAAGAGAACAUCACUAGAGAAAAUAGGUUAAAGUUGCUCAUUUACAAAUUACUAAUAAUUUGGCUGGUUACUGCAUUUGGAUAAAAGACAAAACUGUUCUUCAGUAGGUUUAUACCUAAAUUAGUUAAGUCAAUUUGUAACAUUUAUUUGGCAUCUGCAUUUAAAAGUUAACCAUGUAUAAAAUCCCUCCCAAAGAACAUAAUUAUUAUUGAAACCAAAUCCUCUUAUAAGUAACGAAUAUUAGAGAGUUUUCUUUGAUGAUGAAAUUAUUUCAUAGAUUUGAUUUUGGAGUAAACUUUUACCUUAAUUCAUUUAAAGACAAUUAUCUUUAACCAUUCUGUGGUCCCAAUUUCAGAUAUUUUCUUAAUCCAGAAGUAGUUACUCUUCCCAGAGAAAAUCUCUUUUAUCACAUUUAAAACAUCAAAAAAUAAUUUUCAUUCAUUCUAAUGGGUAAAUUAUUGAACUGUAAUAAACAACUGUAUAUUUACAAACAGAUUUAUAAACUAUUUGUCUAUCAAGUUAAUAGUAAAAUAAAAAUUCAGAGGUCUGCAAGGAAAAUUAUGAAGCCCACUUAAAGUGGUUCAGAUAUCUCUUCUAGGGCAUAAGUUUUUGUUUAGACAGGCUUUUACAGUAUUUAAUUUUAAAGUUUCCUAUAACUUUCAGUUUCCCAAGUUGAAGAUGAUGUUGUGUUAAGUUUUCUACUGAUUGAUUCCUGUCCUUCCCAGUGUUUCUGUCACUGGUUCACUAAAACAGUAUUUAUACAGCUCCACUGGCUCUAAAGCUCUUAGUCCUUCUAACAUUUUGGAUUUUACAAGUAAAAACGGGAGAAAAAUAGAAAAGAGACAAUCAAAUGCCUGGAGCUUAAAACAAAGUAUGUGCAACCUACCAUCUCACUUGAAAUUUAAUAAAAUAAAUAAUUAUGUAAAUAUAACAUAGAGUUAUAGAUUUAUAUUUUGUUCAUAACACAUAGUGUAAUAUAAGUUGUAUAUUUUCAUGUUUUUGGUUUUAUGUUACCAUUCAUGCCACAAUAAAAAUAAAACAGGAGUUUAUGUACUCUUAAAAAAAAAAGAUGUGGGUUGCCACCAACCUGUUUUUUGUUUGUUUGUUUUUUGUUUUUGUUUUUGCAUUCUCUUUUUUCAGUAUUACUGCCAUGCAAGGCACCAAUAAAAACAGCAAAUGUGUUCUUUACCUAA